AUGGUAGCCGCAAAUGGCCUCCGCUCCCGAAGAUUGCUGGUCGUAGGACACACCACGUCGCAGCCGCGCAGCACGCCGCAGUGUCACCAGUCCCGCAUGGUCCAGUCGCGGGUCUCCAGACUCCGGCUUCACAGCGAGAACGUGCCAGCCCCCACAACUCCCAUCAAGUCCGCCAAGGCCACCUCGUCUCUUACACCUGAUAGACGCCAUUUCAUCGGCCGCGAUCCUUUCUUGCCUCGGCCAAGACAGUCCUCUUCCCUCAUGGCACGGUUCUGUCCACUUGAAGAGCCUUUGAAUCAGUCUCGAUCAAUUCAUCUAGAUGUCAGACGAUUCCAGCAAAGACAAACAAGUGCAGGGACUGUGUGGAACAUUAGAGGUCUCCCGCCUCGUAUCUCAAGAGUUUCCGCUGCAAACGAUCUCCGAAGCUCGAUAAAUAUCGGCACAUUCACAGGUUAUCAACAGCUCCCCAGAGAGUUGACCUCAAAGGAAGACUUGGCAAAUUAUCAAGAUCGUGUUGCUUUUGCUCUCGAUAUCAACCAAGUCGGUAAAAUCUUGGAAUUUUCACACACACCUUCACUUCGCCCUCCUCCGAUCGCCAUCAAGUUGAUAGAACCAUGUGAUCUUGGAAGAACUUAUUGGACAGGGAGUGAAUGGAUAAACAACGCACCCAGACCAUUGCCAGCACCAAAGUCACGGCUUCUACCUUCUGCACCAUUCAAGGUUUUAGAUGCUCCUUUCCUCAGAGACGACUUCUAUUGCUCAACUUUGGCUUACUCCCCAGGAGAAAAUGCAUUCUUGCGGGCGGAAGAAACGACGGAUCACUUGUGCUACAAUCCACCUCUGAUUCACUACCACGCUUCGAAGUGA
Akanthomyces muscarius is the source of this 867-nucleotide messenger RNA. RefSeq lists its product as uncharacterized. NCBI's taxonomy places the organism in Eukaryota, Fungi, Ascomycota, Sordariomycetes, Hypocreales, Cordycipitaceae. The transcript has 8 exons. The record is from RefSeq and is a predicted model, not a curated record. Bases 1 to 867 code for a protein of 288 amino acids.